AUGAUUAUCGAUGCACAGUGUGUAGGCGGUGAGAAAACAUUGAAAAGUGGGAAGAAUCCAAAUUUGGUGACCCAUUUGCCGGGGCAACCUAAAGUAGGGUUUAAUCACUAUUCAGGUUAUGUGACUGUGAAUGAAGAAAAUGGAAGAGCUCUCUUCUAUUGGUUCUUUGAGGCGGCUACUUUCAAAGAGAAAAGGCCUUUGGUCCUAUGGCUUAAUGGAGGUCCAGGGUGUUCAUCUGUGGGUUAUGGAGCAACACAAGAGAUUGGACCUUUCCUUGUUAAUGAAAAUGGUGCUGGACUUUCUUUCAAUAAGUACUCAUGGAACAAAGAAGCCAAUUUACUGUUUUUGGAGUCUCCAGUGGGGGUGGGAUUUUCCUACUCUAAUAAAUCAUCUGACUACAAGAUUUUAGGAGAUAACAUCACUGCUGAGGAUUCAUAUGUUUUCCUCCAAAACUGGUUUGCAAUUUACCCCCAGUAUAGAACACACGAGUUCUACAUUACAGGGGAAAGCUAUGCAGGGAAAUAUGUUCCUGAGCUUGCAGAACUCAUGUACGAUAAAAAUAAAAUCUCUUCUAAGAGUCAUUAUAUAAAUCUCAAAGGUUUCAUGGUGGGCAAUCCUGAAACACAUGAUGCUCAUGAUUGGCGAGGUCAAAUGGACUAUGCAUGGAGCCAUGCAGUUGUAUCGGAUGAAACCCACAAAAUCAUCACAGAGAACUGUGAUUUUGAUUCUGACAAUAAAUGGGACAACCAAAACUGUACAAAUGCAGUAGAUGAAGUUUUUGCUCAGUACGAUGAGAUAGACAUGUAUAGUCUGUACACUCCUAAAUGUAUUCACUCAAACACAACAAAACAUGCAAGACAUGGGGGGGACCAGUUCAAGUAUACAAGUAACAAGAUGAUGAGGAGGAUAUAUGAUGGAUAUGAUCCUUGUCUUGAUGACUAUGCCGCAGUGUAUUACAACAGAUAUGAUGUUCAGAAAGCUCUUCAUGUCAUCAAUGGCUCACACCUUAGAAAUUGGAGCAUAUGCAACAAUGAUAUCUUCAAUGAGUGGACAGAGUCUCGAGCAUCUGUAUUGCCGGCCUAUAUUAAGCUUAUGGAGGGGGGUCUCCGGAUAUGGGUUUACAGUGGAGACACAGAUGGGCGGGUUCCAGUACUAUCAACAAGAUACAGUCUAAAUGCUCUGCAACUUCCCAAAAUAGGUCCUUGGCGGCCAUGGUAUCAUCGUGGGCAGGCAAGUGGGUGGAUUCAAGAAUAUGAGGGCUUGACAUUUGCCACGUUUAGAGGUGCUGGGCAUGCAGUGCCACUUUUUAAACGAGGAGAAGCUUUGGCUUUCUUCAGCUCAUUUCUUUCAGGGACGGCUCUGCCUAAUCAAAGACAGUGA
This is a messenger RNA of Cryptomeria japonica (Japanese cedar), 1380 nucleotides long. RefSeq names its product serine carboxypeptidase-like 31. Bases 1 to 1380 code for a protein of 459 amino acids. NCBI's taxonomy places the organism in Eukaryota, Viridiplantae, Streptophyta, Pinopsida, Cupressales, Cupressaceae. Gene Ontology annotation, cellular component: vacuole. The transcript is spliced from 10 exons. The record is from RefSeq and is a predicted model, not a curated record. Gene Ontology annotation, biological process: proteolysis. Gene Ontology annotation, molecular function: serine-type carboxypeptidase activity.